AUGGACGGAGUGUUCGACGACUCACCAUGGCGGUACGUGAUUCCGAUCAUUGACUAUGCAGACCGGGCUUGUCAUGGUAACUUCGGACUCCUUCUCACCCUCAUUUUUGUUUUGGUGUAUUAUGCUCUGCUGGGAGGCGGGCUGGGCCUGCUUCUCCAAACCUUCUUUGUUGGCCUUCAAUACCACCAUACCCUUCAGGAAAUUGUGCUCUCAUUUGGACAUAGCCUGUAUGGCAUCAUCAUCUCGGUUGCUGGUGCAGUUGGAAUAGCUGUCUUCGCAAUUUCUCAUUUCUUUCGGCCUGGAGUCACUUUAGAAGGACCAGCACGGCCAUUUCUGGUACCAUGUAAGACCACUCAUGUACGGCUAUUCCCCAAGAAACACUCCUUUGGAUAUUCAUACUUGGUUGUGGGGGUACCUGUGGGUAGCAAGGGUAACUUUAAUGGAAUGUUAGCAAUAGAUGAUCGAUUCAAUGGCUUCUGGAGCUUCAUGUGCAGAUUGGUUCGUGGAGGAUGGUAUACGGUGAAUGCCUCCGACUACUUGCAGAGGGGAAUAAGCAGUGAUGGGCUUCGAGGAAAACUGGACGAGUAUCUACAAUCUCAGGUGAGGGCGCUGAACCAUCCGACUUUCCCUAUGCCUACCUAG
Pochonia chlamydosporia 170 is the source of this 642-nucleotide messenger RNA. Its product is annotated as DNA-binding WRKY domain-containing protein. The transcript is spliced from 2 exons. NCBI's taxonomy places the organism in Eukaryota, Fungi, Ascomycota, Sordariomycetes, Hypocreales, Clavicipitaceae. The coding region runs from base 1 to 642 and encodes 213 amino acids. The record is from RefSeq and is a predicted model, not a curated record.